AUGAGGCAGUCCUCUCAGGACAGUUUUUCACAGGUGUUCAUCGAUCUAGAGAGUUUUUCUGAGACCCUAGUUGAAAAAGUUGGACUAGAAACCUCAAAGACUCCAACCUGCAUCCUAUUUGAUGAAAAUCAACAGUUUGUCAGCUUCGGAUAUAAAGCCAGACAAACAUAUUUAAAAAAAAACGGCAGAGAUUCCAGAGCGAAGUUCUUCUUUGAUUGCUUUAAGAUGUCUCUCUAUGACAAAAAAAUCACCACAGAUCUGACAAUUAAAGCGGCCAAUGGGAAGGAAAUGAAAGCUUUGAAGGUUUUUACAGAAGCUCUAAGAUUCCUGAAAGAUGAUGCUCUGAAAACCAUCGCAAAAAACACAGAAGGGAGAAAGUUCUUGGCCUCUGACUUCACCUGGGUGCUGACUGUUCCUGCCAUUUGGGAUCUUUCAGCUAAACAGUUCAUGAGAGAAGCUGCAACCCAGGCAGGUAUUAUGACAGAUGGAACAGAAAACAAUCUGGUGAUUGCUCUGGAACCAGAAGCAGCUUCAGUCUAUUGUAAAAAACUACCAUCUGAGGGUUUUGUGGCAGAAAACCUGGGAGAAAACAAACUUGACAGAUCUCCAGGAACUCGGUACAUCAUUGUUGAUUGUGGAGGAGGAACCAUUGACAUCACUGUUCAUAAAGUCCUUAAAAGAGGAGUUCUGAAGGAGCUGCACAAGGCCUCUGGGAACAAUCUAGGAGGACAAACUGUGGACAGAAAAUUUAAAGAGUUCCUCAGAGACACGUUUUCUGCUGCAGUCUGGGAUGAAUAUGAAAAAAACUAUCCCAGUGAGGUUCAAAGAAUAAUGUAUGACUUUACACUUUUCAAAAAAUGUGAUGAUGAUGUAGAAAUCAUCUGUCCACUAAACCUAGGCAUGAUGGCUCAGAAAAAACAGAACAUUGAAGAGUACUUUAAACGAGUGCAAGGAGCAUCUUGGAAUGAGGGAUCAAUCAAAAUAACGAAGCAGACACUGAGAUCUUUCUUUGAAGACAGUCUGUGGAGCAUCACCCGGAGUCUCAGAGGAAUCUUGAGCAAAAGACUCAACAUUGAGUACAUUCUGUUAGUGGGAGGUUUUGCUGAAAGUCAGAUUCUACAGAGAUACAUCACUGAUGAGUUUAUUGAUGACUGUAAAGUAUUGUGUCCCAUUACGCCCCAAGAAGCAAUUAUGAAGGGAGCUGUAGAGUUUGGAAGAAACCAAGGUGUAGUGGCAUCAAGAAAAAGUGCCUAUACUUAUGGAGUAAGUCUUUUAGAGCGGUUUAAUGAGUCAAUUCACAGGGCAGACAAGAAAUACACAAACAAAGAGGGAGACUUUUGUAGGGAUAUUUUUGGAAAACUGGUUGAAAUUGAUGAGGAUGUUGGUUGGAAUGAAACCAGAGAGCACUUUAUGUAUCCUAUAGAAAGAGAUCAAACACAGAUAACUCUUGCAUUUUAUCGCACAAAGAAAAAAAAGCUCACGUAUGUGGAUGAGCCAAAAGUGGAAGAAAUUGGCUCAUUUGUUGUUCAGUCCCCUGACACCACACUUGGAAUGGAGCGUGAGAUCGACCUAGAAAUAAAGUUUGGAUCCACAGAAAUGACAGCAACGGCCACUGACAAAGAGUCAGGCUCAGUACACACAGUUAUCCUGAAUUUCAUGAGCAGCGGUGUCAAACCAACCAGCAGGUGGUGCAGAUCAUUUCCAUGCUACGGCAAACCCUCAAUGCCCAGUCCACCACACAGACUGAACAAUGCGGAGAGAAAUUAUGACGACGGAGAUAGGGAAUUACUGGCUAUCAAAGCUGGAACUAAGAACGCUAAACCACUCUCCACACAGUUUGCAGGUGAUGAGUCUGUAAAGGAGCCUGCGCCCAUCUUACCGCCUAAUUGGACGGUCGGGGCGCUCAGGUGGGAGAUGGAAGACGUAAUCCACAGAGCACCUCAACAAGAGCCCGACCCCGGCACAGGUCCACCCAAUCAUACCUACGUCCCACUUCAGUCCACCAACACAUCCGUUGCUGCAAGACCAUUUGGAACUCCACCAUUCAAACCCUCCAACGAACUGGAGAACAGAAUAAACGGUUCACUGAUCAUCAACCCCGACCUGCCCCGGACUAUCAGCCUGGCCAAAAAGUCUGGUUAUCUGCACAUGACGUACCAUUAA
This is a messenger RNA of Girardinichthys multiradiatus, 2163 nucleotides long. RefSeq names its product heat shock 70 kDa protein 12A-like. The record is from RefSeq and is a predicted model, not a curated record. The coding region runs from base 1 to 2163 and encodes 720 amino acids. Lineage: Eukaryota; Metazoa; Chordata; Actinopteri; Cyprinodontiformes; Goodeidae. The transcript has 9 exons. Gene Ontology annotation, molecular function: ATP-dependent protein folding chaperone; ATP binding.